Biomphalaria glabrata is the source of this 5371-nucleotide messenger RNA. Its product is annotated as interferon regulatory factor 1-like. NCBI's taxonomy places the organism in Eukaryota, Metazoa, Mollusca, Gastropoda, Planorbidae. The record is from RefSeq and is a predicted model, not a curated record. Gene Ontology annotation, molecular function: RNA polymerase II cis-regulatory region sequence-specific DNA binding; DNA-binding transcription factor activity, RNA polymerase II-specific. The coding region runs from base 524 to 1927 and encodes 467 amino acids. Gene Ontology annotation, cellular component: nucleus. Gene Ontology annotation, biological process: regulation of transcription by RNA polymerase II. The transcript has 11 exons.
CCGAAGUUGAAUUACUUUAGAAUAUUCUAGUGUACUGAAAUAAAUUCAUUCAGAUGGUUCUGUUUAGAUUAUUAGCAGCUGAAACCGUCGUGUGUGUUAGACCGAUGCCGUGUGUAGCAAUAGUCUAGCUUCGUAGUAAUAGUGUACACACACAGUUGAAGUAUAGAACUAGGAAUGAAGCUCUAGCGUUUAUAUAAUGAACUUAUUUAAUAAAAACAUUUUUUGAAAUGAAUAAUAGAGACUAGAUCUAUUUAUAAUUAGGAUUUAGAUCUACGGUUACAUCCACUUUGCUCUUAUGCAAGUACAGAUCUAGUAGGUACAUUGUACUAAAAACUUAAUUUUUCAAGACCUUUUUACUUUCAUUCCUAAAUAACAUCUCUGCUAGUUUGGUGUUUAAUCCGUUUUAUUUUAAAUCCGAAACCUCUCACAAUAUAAAUUUGUUUUCCCUCGGUCAAUGUUAGAUCUAGACUUGAUCUAGUAAUUAUCUGGAUAGAUUGAAAGAUGGAUAUUACAUCUCUGAACAAUGAAAGAAAGAACUUCACGGCGCCGCCGGAAGACAGUAAUCAUGCCUCCAACUUUACGAUACAGGUCUAGUAGCAGCAGCAACAGUAGAGUCAAGAAAGGACCCGGCUCACGCAUGCGUAUGCGAGCGUGGCUCGAGGACCUGCUCGACCGCGAAGAGUGUCGAGGCCUGGCCUGGGUGGACAAGACCAAGAACAUCUUCUCAGUUGUGUGGAGACACGCCUCCAGCCACGGCUUUGAGGAGAGUGAGCACAGUGACGUGUUCUAUCGCUGGGCAAAGCAUACAGGAAAGUAUAAACCAAAUCAAAGCAAUCAUUCCAGUUACAAGAGCAACUUCCGUUGUGCCCUUCACAGUUUAAAAGACUGCAUAGAGCUCACGAAGACAGGGGAUAAAAAAGGAGAGAAGGCCAAACGAACAUUUCAGUUUAUUGACCCCUCACAUCCUCAGUAUAAAAAGAAAAAGGCCAAAAAAGUCAAGGUUGAACAAGAAUCCAGUGAAAACAGCAAUUCCAGAUUUCCUGAUGAGGGAGAUUCCUCAUUCUUGGAUUUGCCAUCUUCAGAAUCAUCUUCACCAUCUUGUUCAUCUCUUGGAGCAUUCCAUACACUGGUCAGUGUAUCACAGACCAGUGUAACACAGAGCAGUGUACUACCACAGAGCAGUGUACUACCACAGAGCAGUGUACUACCACAGACCAGUGCACCGGUAAAAGCAUUAUUCUCAGGCGAGAAUAUAUAUGUUUCCUACACUGACUCUCCUGUAUCUCCAACAGCUGAUCUCAGCUUGAACAGGGUUAAACCCGAACCCCAAAACAUUGUUCCCCAUUUAGAUAUGCUGCUGGACAGCAACAUACCAGUGCAGGAUGUGCAAACAAGUGGUCGAAAUGAAACUGUCCAGCGUCCAUUGUUUAUGCAAACAGAAACCAAUGCGGAAGGGAUAACAACAAUAAUUUUGCAUAACAGUCAAACCCCAGCACCUACCUUAGAAGAUCUUAUUCCGAAUGUAGGUGCUGUGUCCAGCUCACCCCAGCAGCAGUCAAGUCUGUCUACCUCAGGGAUCACUAGUGAAAAUAAACUCUACACAAUAUACUUGAAUCCCAGGCUCACUUGUGGAGGCAACGUCAAAACAAUGAAAACUGAUUCUGAAGUCAUGCAACUUCCUAUAACUUUUUCCUGUUCCAGUAGUAGGCAAACUGCUUAUCCAGAUCUGGAAAUUGCUUCCAAUAUGGAAGUCAAUGACUCUCAAGAUUUGGAACAACAAGAUUUUUUAUCUGAUGAGUACAGAUACACUGAAGGAGAUUCAUUGGCAAAUGUCAUCACUGAGCAGAUGUACCCUGAUGAUGAAGAAACGCUCUACAUUUUAUCUGAAAAUACUGAUGACAAUUCGAUUAUUUCCCAGGAUAUCUAAAUACUGCUACAUGUGAAGACAAUUCUGGACAUUAAGAAAACUUUCAAUGCAAGUUUCAAGUACCUGUUUAACUAAUCCAGAGAGAGUCGUGAAAUAAUGUGACAUAGCGCGGAGUGGUGUCUGGAGUAUAGAGAUAAUAAACUGUUCAAUUUCAGUGGUUUAUAUCCUGUGAAUUUAUUCAAGGGAAUAUAGCAGCAUGUUUGAACUAUUUUAGUUUUCUUCUGAUCAUUAGUUCUGCAUAGAUAAAGCAACUUGAAGUGAUGAAGUGUUCCAGGUCUCACUACAUUGAGUGUAGAGGAAACCAAAACAUUGAAAGUAAUCUGUUCAGUGAUGUUUUGUUCAUCAUUGAUUAUUUUAUUAUCUAGCAAGACAAUCAACCAUUAAGAUUGAUUACAAUCUACUUGUAAGGAUGUUUAUUAUAGUGGCCAUUUAGUCCUGCAUUUUUCUGAAUGUGUUUGCUGAAAAGCUAAAGACUGUCGAGUGUCGAGUCUUUUUCUUAAAAUGUAUGAAAUUUUUAAUUUCCAGAGAUCUAGUGCAUACAAAUAAUUGGAAGAUAGUGUUGUGACGAAAAUAAUGUCAAAUAAUUUGAUUAGAUUGUUUUUCUUUUUUUUUUGCUGUUACUUUAUAACAUAUUAAAAAUGACAAGAUUAAGUGUGUAGCAAGUUUUAAAACAGAAAUUAGGUUUCAAACAUACAUUAUUCUUUUUAUGCAGUAAUUGAAAAGUUCAAAAGUACAAUUUUUUCCAUUUCUUCUCUGCACCUUUUGUGAAAGAUUUUUUUCUUAAUUUUACUCUGGUUGCACUUUUUGUUUCCCCAAUAAAAUAAAUAUUAUUUCACAAGAAUGUACUAGUCAACAUUGGGAAAGAGAAAAACUAUAUGACUUAAAGAACUGGCAGUGCAUAUUGAACUCACAAGUACUAUAGAAUAGAUACAUUAUUGAAAGUGCAAUGUAGUGUUAGGAUUCUGUAAAGUAUUAGCUUGAGGUUUGUGUGGCAUUUUACAUUUCAUCCAGAUGAUCUCUUUUCCCUUUCCAAAGUGUCUUGUGACUCUAGAAACCAAUCCUUGACCAGAGUUUUAGUGCUCGGAUGAAACCAAAUGAAACCAAGUGUUUAUGCUAUUACUUACUUUUUAAGGGAAAAUUUAAAGAAAAAAAAAUUGAUGGCGUCCAUAUUAUUUGACGUGUUUGUUUUAUAUGUUUCCUAUGUUCCUUUAGAUUUAAAGAUUAUUACAACCUAGCCUAAACCUUAUGCAGGGCGGCAGGGUUAAAACCUUUACAAACAACUGCAGAAUCAGAUAUACAGCCAUGGACGGCUGCCUGGUUUGCGCGCUGGACUGUCGUUCGGAUUUGUCGAGGGUUCAAACCCUGCCUGCUCCCAUCCCCCGUCGUCCUGCGGGAGGUUUGGACUAGGAAGUAAACUAUCUUCAACUCUGAAGGAACAUCCGAAACAUGUAAAAAAAAAAAAUUUUUACAGCCAAAUAGGAAAUGACUUUUUUUCUUCAACAUAGCACUACUUCAUUACAAUGUAGCUGGAUUUACAUUAGAGUAACACUUUGGAUUAACUAAGGCAUCUACUAAGCGGAAUUUCUAAUUUGAUUUAUUUAGUGUUUUUUUUUUAAUCUGUAAUGUUAAUAGUCAUCUACAUUUUUUUUUAUUUUUUUUUUUACUAAAAUGUGAAAAAUCUUGCUGAAAUCAUCGACUAGAUAAAAUGUGUACAAAUUCAAAAACAAUUUUCUAUAUUCUAUUCAUUCAUUCUGAAAAACUUCCCAGCGACACACCUCCCUUGAAAAAGUUAAACAUAUCAGAUAAGUUUGGCACACUGACAUAUAUAUAUAUGUAUAUAUAUGAAUUGAUAUUGGAAAAGAAUUUCACAUAAAGUAAAAACUGAACUAUUGAGGGGGGAGGAAAAGUUGCCAACUAGCGAAUGACUUCCCUAGUGUUCAAAAAGGGAAAUCACUCAAAACAAAAGAAUUGUGAUAGCAAACUUCUGAAAUGUCUUUUGUUUUUGUUCAAAGUCUACCUACCAAUGUGACAGUGUUGAUGUUUGCUAAAUUAUAUCCUUUGUACAUUGUAAUUUGUAUUUAUACUUGUACAAAAAUAUUUUAUCCCUUUUAUCAUUUUUUGGGGUCUGUAAUAACUAGAUCUAGUUUAUUUGUUUAUUCAUUAACAUAUUAAUGUGAUGUCAGCUGUUUAUUACAUGUGAAUGUGUAGAGAUUUAUGAACACAUCAAACCAUAACAAGACAAAGACUUUCUGCUCUCAGCAUGGUCUGUUAAUUAUAGCUAGUGGAUGUCUUCCUAGAUGACAUGUUUAGUUACAACCACUAGAAUUUAUCUCCUUUUUUUUUUCACUAUUGACUCUGAAAAGUUUCAUUCUUGGCACACUGACAUAUAUAUAUAUAUGAAUUGAUAUUAUUAAAUGUCUAUUGCCUUUUAGGAAAGUAUUCAUAGAUAAGUAAUUGCUUUGCUGCUUUUAUUUAAGACAGCCUUAUAAAUAUAGAUCUAGUGACUGACUUGUGAUGUGUGUUAUGUGUGUCUGUAUUUUACUCAUCUCUGACCAAAUGAAAACCAGAAAACUAAUUUCACAAAUCUUUAUAAUGCCAAUUUUGUUUGUAUUGUUGUGAUUAAUGUAUUAUUCUCGCUGUAGUUGUGAUUUUCUAAAUCUCCUGUAUGUUAGUUUAUAAAACAAUGAGGUGUAUAAAUAUAUAUUCAUUCCCCUGGUUUAAAUUUAUUCAUUUCAGUCCCUGGAUGUAUGAACUUGUGAUGGACAGAUGUGUUUGGUUAUAAAGGCAUUUUGUGUCCAUUUCAUUUGGUGAUAUAUAAAAAGUUGAAUCGUAUGUGUUUGCAAGACAAACAUUUGAUUUUUUUUUUUUAAAGACUUUGUCAUUAUAAAUUGUGAUGGACAGAUGUGUUUGAUUUUAAAGCCAUUUUGUGUCCAUUUCAUUUGGUGACAUAUAAAAAGUUGAAUCGUAUGUGUUUGCAAGAUAUUUAAUUAUUUUUUUUUUUAAAAAGACUUUGUCAUUAUAAUGCAAGUUUGUCAUUAUAAUGCAAGUAUAAAUUCAUUUUAUGGAUUCAUAUAUUAUAUAAAAGAAGUUUAUGUUAGUAUUUUGAUAACAUUUCACCCUGACAAGUUGUAACUCGGAUUGUUUUAUUACAUUUCAUUCCAUAUAUGUUAUUACAAGAUUGUCAAAUAACAAGAUGUAAAUAAUGUAUUGAAAGUCUGUAUUUCAACACCAUCAUUCUUUGUAUUGACAAGUUAGGUUUCAAAUCUGAGUAUUAAAACUAUGAUUUUGUUUCACUGUUGAAGCUGUUCUAUCACCCACAAGCCUUGAUGUAGGACUUUGUUAGUGUGAUGUUAAUAUGGUUGAACUUUAUCAAAGCGUCUCUGUCUUGUUGACUUUCUCACUAUAUUAACUCACAUUGUGUUGUAAUAAAUGUUAUUUUUCUGA